ACCCACUGUGCCUCCCUUAUUUAGGCCAUUCUUCCAAAAUUUGACAUCAAAAUUCUUUAAUUUGAUUUUUCGAAAAUACCUGGCUAUGUCCAAAAUUCAGUAACACGGCCAUAGGUCCGAACUCUUUUAGGCUUUUCUUAGUAUCACUGAGAUCUACUUCCGAUGUUAAUACAGAGUCGUAACUCAUGAGACAGUUGGGGUGGUUUUCGCGUUAGUAGUUUAGUAAUAGAAGAGCAUUCCGAUAAAUCAAUAUGUUUCCUGUUCGAGAUCUUUUAGAACCGUGAGGUUCUAGUUCAUGAUUUCUAACGAAAAGGGACCAUUGUCGGCAUCCAUCACGGCACUAUGUUUUUAUUUGUAUAAACUGCUAGAGUUGGUCACGUGAAAUGAACUUUGAAGUGUAUUUUUGAAAAUGAUGAAUUUCGGCAACUUCGAAAGUUCGCUCCGUAUCCCUUUCCUAUUACGAACUCUCGCCACGCAUAUUUUCAAGCAGGAUACACAUAUACUUAGUACUCAGUACUACCAUAUACUUAGUACUAGUUACUCAUAUUAACGAUAAAAAAAUUAGAAAUGGUAAAUCUUUCUUUUUCGAGAAAACUUCGAUCUAACAGAUUUUGGAAAAAUAUUUAAAAGAUUCCUCAGCUUAUUUUCAUCUAAAAACCAAUAUCCGAUUUGGAAUUAGCGUGGAAAACUACACCGAAAUACAUAUUUCAUAAACGUUUACCGAAGUAAACAACUUCAUCAAAAAAUUUUCAUUCGAUCUACGUAAUUUUUUCCGAUAACUCAGUUUUGUACACUAAAAACCGCAUUUUCUCUAUUAGCCAUAUUUUUACAAGCUUUUGAAGUAUAUCUAGGUAAUUAGGAAUAUUUCACGCUAAAGUUUCAAAUUUUGGAAGAAUGGCCUAAAUAAGGGAGGCACAGUGGGUAUAUAGGCGGAAGUUUGGCUCAAUUCGUAAGUGCGCAUUUUUGAGAUUUGAAUACCGUCAUAUAUAUUUGGCUAAUGACCGAUUUAAUGAUGAAAAGAUAUUUUUCCUCGUUCAGAAAAUUGAUAAAGAAAAUUAACGUACUAAUUAGCGCUUUUUUGACAAUGUCGAUUGCGUAUUUCGAACAAAGUAAUCGAAACACUCCGUUUUGAUAUUUUCUGGAGCAGAAAAAUGCCAGCUGUUUGAUUCUGAAAAAAGUUUUGCUUUAUCUUAAAAGGUAUAGAUAAAAAACCUGUAGUUUUUCCCAGAAAAUCCCUUUUCCUCGUUACGUUACCGGUGUAAUCGACUUCCUAAAUUUUCCUAAACUCUGAUAGUGUUCAAAUGUACACCAAACGUUCAUCUCGGUGUCUUGUAUCUGUAGCACAUGCGGUUUUUUGACUAAACGGAGAUAUAGAUUUUCCCAAAAUCCCCGGUUUUUAAGGUAAAGUUGAGUUUUCUUAUAUCAAAAACAAUUUUGUUAAGACAAAUUAUACAUAUUUGGAUUCAGCGUGAAAAACUACAUCGAGUGAUGUAUCACUUAUUAGUUUUACAAAUAAAAAAUUGUUUGACAAGUGCCCUCCUUAGAGAUUUUUCAUUGGAAAAGAAUUUUUUUUCGAAUUUGAUUUUUCUUACUUCUAUUAAAAUUCGACACGUCAUAAGACAAUAUUAUACGAAAAUAAUCAUUUUUUAAUCCAUAACACCACGUUUAUGAUUAGGAAGGGAAAUUAGUAUAGUUUUUAGAAAACAGAUUCUUGCUCAGAACUUGAUACUCUUCUUUUUAAGAUGAGUCACAAAAUUUGCAGAAAAACAAACUGUGGUGCUCAUCGAAGUUCCACGGAAUUACCCUACAGAAUUAUUAUCGGCCAAAACAACUUUUAAGUUUUCAUAAUAUUCUUAAUUUGAUGUUAAAAAAACUCUGAUUAUUAGAAAAAAACAAUUCUUUUUUUCUGUUUCAAGGUGAAGCAACUAUAACAGCAACAACUAUUUGUUAUGAUCGUAACUGGAACAGAAUAGGUGUAACAAUUGCCGGUUCAGCAAUUGGUAAUUAUGGUUCAUCAUUAAAAUAUUUAUUCUAUCCUAUUGAUAUUGCUCUUGAUAAUUUCUCUAAUAUCUAUAUAAGUGAUAGUGGCAAUAAUCGAAUUGUUAAAUGGUCACAAAAUUCUCUCGAAGGGCAAUUAAUUAUUGGUAAUAUUAAUGGAGCAGCAGGUAAUUUACCAAAUCAAUUAAAUUAUCCAACUGGAAUUUAUUUAGAUAAAAUAAAUCAAAAUUUGUAUGUAGUUGAUUCAGGUAAUUAUCGUAUACAAAAAUUUUCAUUAAAUACAACAGAAAUACCACCAUUCAAUGGUAUAACCAUUCUUGAUCAAAAUUCUGUAUUUAAUGCAAUUAAUAGCAGUGGUAGCAGUUUUUCUACUGUUUAUUAUGAUAAUAUGAAUAAUAAUUUAUAUGUAACAGAUACAGGUAAUGGUCAAAUAUUAUUAUUUAAAAAUGAUAGUACAAUUCGAGUUGUUGCUGGCGGUAAGGAAGGAAAUACAAAAUUAUAUUAUCCAUUCGGAUUUUAUGUUGAUCGAAAUUUAACAAUUUAUAUUGCCGAUCGGGGUAAUGAUCGUAUAGUUAAAUGGUUAAAGAAUGCCAACGAAGGUAUAGUGAUUGCCGGUGACAAUGGAAAAGGUUCAAAUCCUGAUCAAUUGUUUGCUCCAACCGAUGUUUAUGUUGAUGAAACAGACGAUGAUACAAUUUAUAUUGCUGAUUCGAAUAAUAAUCGUAUACAGCAAUGGUUAUCAAAUGCUACUGAUGGACGAACAAUAGCUGGAAAUGAACAUGGUACUGCGGUUUGGUAUUCAACCGGAUUUCGUUGGCCAUAUAAAAUUAAAUUUGAUCAACAAUAUAGUUUAUAUGUUACUGAUUAUCAGAAUCAUCGUAUACAAAAAUUUAAUUUAAUUCAAAAUGGGUAUGGAUGCCAUUAA
Messenger RNA from Didymodactylos carnosus, 2923 nucleotides. NCBI's taxonomy places the organism in Eukaryota, Metazoa, Rotifera, Eurotatoria, Philodinida, Philodinidae. The record is from the annotation of a GenBank genome assembly.